Molecule: messenger RNA, 795 nt
Organism: Colletotrichum chrysophilum
Lineage: Eukaryota; Fungi; Ascomycota; Sordariomycetes; Glomerellales; Glomerellaceae
Exons: 1
Coding region: 1-795 (264 amino acids)
Source: RefSeq, a predicted model, not a curated record
AUGGUCGGAAAACACAACACUCCGCCUCGAGGAGUACCUUCGUCUUCCAAGCCUGUUGUCAGCAGCGGGAUUCCCGUCGGUGGCAGCAAAGGUAGUGUUGGCGCCCGUGUCAUCACGAACCCACCGCCUGCAGAUAAUCCGUCCAAUGCUGUCCAAGAUCCUGCCACAUCAUGCGAUGAGCUGGAAGGAGACUCGUUUGGAAGACAUCCCCGCGGUGUUCCUCUGGCAAACGACUUGACUCCGCAGAAUGUGAAACGGAAUCUCCAAUCUCAUAACAGCCAGUCGCGGCCGGCGGCCGAGAAGGAGAGUAAGACACAGUCUCCAGCCAGCGCGAAAGUUCAAACAACAGUCACACCGAAGGAAGAGCACCUUCGUGCGAAUGAUGAUCUACACAACAAUAACAUCGAGAGAAUGUCGGCCAAACUUUUCAAGAGUUCUCGCCCAACUCUCCAUGCUUACCUCCGUGACGAGAUUGAGGCCAUGUCGAAGACCGUUAUGGGCAACAUGAGAAAGCGCACUGUUGAGGUGCUCGGCCGUCCAUCAAACUCUCAUCUCGGAUUCGCUACUCUUCGAGACGUCGAAGACCUUACGCUAGUAACGAUGGAAGCCGAGAUAAACUCGGUGAGAAAAGCUGCCUUGGAACAGAUUGACAAGCUCGACAAGCAGGGCUCAGAUGUCCCGAUCAAGCGCGAAGCUAGCGAGCUCGAGGAAGGAGGAGUCGCUGAACAUGCUCGAGAAGCCAAGCGCCAGCGCACCUCCAACAGUGACAACUCGCAGGAUUGUAUUCAGUCAUGA